Molecule: messenger RNA, 4523 nt
Organism: Pararge aegeria (speckled wood butterfly)
Lineage: Eukaryota; Metazoa; Arthropoda; Insecta; Lepidoptera; Nymphalidae
Exons: 7
Coding region: 213-4478 (1421 amino acids)
Biological process (GO): tRNA methylation
Molecular function (GO): tRNA (guanine) methyltransferase activity; RNA binding
Source: RefSeq, a predicted model, not a curated record
AUUUUUAAAUGGAAAGUUGAUUGUUUAUACUUUGAUUUCGAAUGUUUCCGCUAUUUACAUGUUGAAAAGCUGAUGUAUUGUUUUGGGUGUUUCAUAUCCACUGGAAAUCAUAAAAUGCAAUUUAAAGUGACUAUCAUAGAUAAUAAAGUAAAACUUCUGAAUUUUUACUUGAAUUAGUAACUGAACGUUCCAACCGGGAAGCAUAACCUAAGAUGAAUUCUGAUGAACAAAUUUUGUCUUUUAUGGAUUUACUUGAUUUGGACGAGGAAAUCAUAGACCUGAGAGCAAAAAAUUUGAUGGAACGAAGCACUUUUACUGCUGGACAUCUAAAUAAUUUCAUCCAUUUGCUAAAUUACAAACAACUAAUAAACAUUCGCGAAAACAGCGAAUGUGAUAACGAGUCAGAAUACCACUUCAUUGGUAAACUCAUUACAGUCAUAAAUGACGAAAACGUAGAUGCUGUAUGUAAAAUAAUUUCCACAGUUCUUUCAUUGAACCCGAGUACAGUUGUAUUCAAAUCGGAACAUUUAAUACAGCAAAUACUUGCAGAAAUAUAUUUACCGGCCCAUACAAAUGUUAUAUGCACAGAGACCGACUUAGAGAAGCUCAAAACAACAUUUCUUCAUAUGAAAAUAUGUGGAAGUAUUUUAGAUGCGGUGGAAAAGUGUAAUGCCUAUUUGUCUUUACCAUUUCUCAGUACACCUUUAGAACACCUUAUUUGUAGUAAAGAAGAGAAGAUCUUCAUAUAUUUCUUAACAAAUACUGUUCCCCGCCUUUUUACUACUGUAAAAGGCUUUAAUAUUCUCGAUAGGAUAUGGGAUUUUCUCAAAGAAUUAAAAGAUGAGGAGAGUAUAGUGGCAUUGAAAGUAAUAUGUUGCUUAUCAAAUUACUACCUACCGGUAGCUGAUUCUAGGACAACUAUUGAAUCUCAGUUGAUUUUUGAAAGUAUGUUUUGGGAUUUCAUUUUCCUCGGUUUAAGUUCAGAAGAUGCAUUUGCUAGGAAACAAUCAAUGUAUUUAGCCAAAAGAGCAAUAGACUAUAUUAUGAAAACCAAAAAGAAUGUUAAUAUAUCAUCCAAGAGCAGUUUCAUAUGGACAUGUGGUGAUAGAGACAAUUUAAAAAAAAUGUGGGACAACUUCUUUAUACUUAUAGAUAGUUUAGAAGAAAAACAGAGUAAUAUUGUUCUACCAUCAAUCAAAUUAUUUGAAGCUGUAAAAGAUAUUGGCCAUUGUUGGUUAAACUGUGCUUUUAACAUAGGCCUUAAGCAUGAUAACACUCACGUAAAAUUAAGAUGCUUGCAUUACCACCUCCAAUAUGGCAUACACAGUGUUUUUGAAGCUAAAAAAAUAUUGGAAGCAAUUAAUGAUAUUGCACUAUCUGAUCAUCUACAUGAAUGCAAUAUUAUUAAAGAUGAAUUGAUAAAUGUUAUCAAAGAUAAUGCAAUACUUAUGAGUAUCUUAAAAGCUUUACCAUUAGUCAAAUGGUCACCAGUACAGCUGUACCAUGUAACAAAAAUCAUAAUGAGAUUUGAUGGAGUAUUAUCUCAAAAUGAUCAAACAGUUUUGAUUGAUCUUGUAAGUGUUCUGUCUAUAAUACCUUGCAAUAAUGUAAUAAUUAGAAAAUGCAUACACAUAAACAUAUCCCAUUUAAUUGGCAACUGUUGCAAAGAUUUACCUUGGCAAAAAUAUAUUCCUGUAUAUACAUAUCUGCAAUAUGAUAAAGUCACAACAUUGGGAGAGUCUAAAUUUGAGAAUACAUUAGAAAAUUUUAUAAAGAAUAACAUAGUCAUCCCACAAGAAGAUACAGUUGAUUUUUUAAAACUGUUAUCAUCAUCACAUGCCAAUAUUGAUUUUGCUUUAUUAUACUUUGACGGCCAUGAAGAUUCAGUUUUCUUAGAUUUUAUUGAUGAAGUUUUAGAUAAAAUAGAAGACAUUAGUAAUAGACCAUACUCUGACAAGACAGAAUGUUUUGAACAUGUUAUUUUUAUAGCUAAUUUGUUGAAUAAAUCAUUACAAAAACAUGGUGGUAUAUAUGACAAAAUAAAUACCAAUUCAACAAAAAAAUUAAAAACGCUGCUGCAAUAUUUUAUGAGCAUUUUAGUGAGUGAUAUGGUUUUGAAUAUUGAAAAGAUAACAUUUUUGUUUGAAAAUUUAGAUGAUGUUAUAACAAAAAAAAGCAAUUUCCCUGAAAAAGAAAUCAUGUUACUAUUGUAUAAAGCAACAACAAGUUGUUUGCAAGAUAAUGAUAUCAUUAUAGAUCAGAAAGUUUUGAGCAUUUUUAUAUUAUGUUAUUUGUUAAAGUCUCCAUUGUUCAUCGAAAAUUACAAACAAGAAUUGUUGGAUACCAAAACAGUUGUUGAAAUGAUUGCCAAUGUUAAAUUUAUUGAUAAUUUGAAUAAAGAGAAUUGUGGAAGAUUAAGAAAUGCUUUUUAUGAGAAGUCAUGUGAGAUAGUAAACAUAUUAGUUCAAAGUGGGAACUUGGAGUCAAAUAUUUUAGGAUUUAUCAAUGUGGUAAUAGAAAGCGGCGGAUAUGGAUGUCUCAAAUGGAUACUCAGGAUCAUGAACAGAAUACUUCCCACAGUAUUAAAUGAUAAAGACAAUAAAUUCGAUGUAAUUCAGUAUUUAAAUAGAAUGUGGAUAGAAAUAGAAGAACUAAGAUCAAAUAGUCAAUAUCCAAUAUGUAUGAAAGAAUUUAUCAUUAUGAUCACUCAUGAUGCAUUGUUAAAAAAACCUGUUUAUAACAACAUUGUACUAUCAUAUUGUACCAAAAUUAUUGAUUAUGCGUCAGUUAAAAACAUGCCUUUAUACCUUUUGGUCAAGCAACUAAAUAAAAUAAACAUUUCACAAUACAACCACAUGGUUUAUGUGUUGAGCGAAAUUGUAUUGAAUCCAGUAAUAUCAAGAAAAGACCAUAAAAUAGUUGAAAAUGCAUUACUAGAAAUAUUACGAGAGCCGAUUUACGGAGCAGAUAAACACAAUAUCUAUUUCAAUUCACACAUCCAGUUAAUAGCUGCCUCCAUAGUCAGCAAAAUAUCUGAGCCUGAAGUACUGAACACAUUAAUAUGCUUUAUGAUUAAGAAAAUUGAAGAAUUGUUUAAAACUAAACAGAGGUACCACAUCAAUUCUCAUCUCCAAAAAGCUUUACAGGCUUGCGUUCAAAACUUGCUUAUCAUUUUACUGAAAUCUAGAAAUGUUAAAAUUGAAAGUUCUGCUAUGUGGUGUAUGGAGUUUCUAGGCAGAAUACCUCAUCAACCUUUUGAAAGAAUAUGUCUUGAAUGGUAUAUAUCGCUGUAUUAUUACAUGAAGAAAAGUAUCGUAAAUGAGGAAAUACUACAUAAAUUGAAGUCAAACAAUGUACCCCUUUCAUCACAAUUUAUCAUAAUGCAUUGGAUUGUGUUACACAAAUUAAAAACUGGCAUUUGCCUCAACCAAGAAUAUGAUUUUUUGAUGCAGUUUCUUUUAUCGCAUAUUAUGGGUCCAGUUUUCAGUAUACGUUUGCAAGCUCAGUAUUUAUCUUCCAUACUUUAUGAAGCAAAUGAGCAUUUGUCGAAGAAUAAGUUGGAUAAUUCAAAGUUUGCGUAUGUGAUUAAAGUUAUAAAUAUCACAUUACAAGAGAUUGCAAAAGUUGGUGACAAAAGUUUUAAGACACUUAAAAAUGAUUAUUUCGUGAAUAAGUUUGAUAUAGUUGAAGAUCUUAUACCAGGUGGUAUAUACUGGAUUUUACCUCGACUAGCCGACGUAUCAAGUAAUGCUACCAUUGAGGAUGGUUUUCUUAAAGAUAUCCUUAGUCAUAUUGAAGUCAAUUUAAGUUCAGUUAAAGAUGAUGAAUUUCACAAUGAAUGGAAGGAACAACGUCGGAAAACUUCAGAUGUGCUUAAAUUAAAGGCAAACGACAUAGUUGUGAAUAAAGAAUUUGAUAAUUUAAAAGAUACAGGAACAAUACAGAAAAAAUAUGUACCGUGGAGAAAUAUGAGCGAUAUUGAUGUAUACAAUAGUGAGAAUAAUAAUAAUAAAACGGAGCUAAUAGUGGUGGCGUCUCUUAUCGACAAGUUGCCAAACUUGGGGGGAAUGGCCCGGACCAGUGAAGUGUUUGGUGUGCAGACUUACGUUGUAGACAGUGUGAGGCAUUUGCAAGACAAGCAAUUCCAGGGUUUAAGUGUAUCUGCCGAAAGAUGGGUAACCAUUGAGGAAGUUCGUCCUGGAAACCCCCUCAAGGACUACUUGAUGGUGAAGAAAACUGAGGGCUACUCUGUAGUCGCUGCAGAACAGACCUCUACCAGCACAAAUCUACAAAGCUUCAAGUUUCCUAAGAAAACUCUACUCUUGCUUGGGAAUGAAAAGGAGGGGGUACCGUGUGAUCUACUACCACUAAUGGAUCAUUGCGUAGAAAUACCGCAGCAGGGAGUCAUUCGAUCAUUGAACGUUCACGUCACAGCCGCUAUAUUUAUAUGGGAAUACGCGAGACAAAACAUGUUGUAAUUGUUAAUAUGUAAUUUAUUAUUUAAAUAAUAAGUCUGCAACGUU